AUGAAGAUUUCAGCUGCCGGUCUCAUCCUUGGGAGCCUGGUGUUCGCCUUCUCUCUGCCUUUGGUGGUGGCUUUGCCAAAAACACUGGCCAUCCCUAAGAAGCUGCAAGAAGCCGUGGGGAAGGUCGUUGUCAAUGCCACAACCUGUACUGUCACCUGUGGCCUUGGCUACAAAGAAGAGACAGUCUGCGAGGUGGGCCCUGAUGGUGUGAGAAGAGAGUGUAAAUCUCAGCGCUUGGAAUGUCUGACCAACUGGAUCUGUGGAAUGCUCCAUUUCACCAUUCCCAAAGGGAAGGGAUUUGAGCUCAGCUGUCUGAGUUCAGACAUCCUGGAGAUUGGGCAGGAAGCAUUCCGGUUCACCUGGAGACUCGCCCGGGGUAUCAUCUCUACUGAUGAUGAGAUCUUCAAACCCUUCCGAGCCAGUACCUACUUUGUGAGGUUUCCCUCUGUUCAGGAGUACGACUCUGGGACAUACCGGUGUGAUGUGCAGCUGUUAAAAAACUUGAGACCUGUCAAGAGACUCUAUUUUGGGCUGCGGGUCCUUCCCCCUGACUUGGUGAACCUGAAUUUCCAUCAAUCCCUUACCGAGAAUCAGAAGUUAGUUGAUAAGGGCCUGGAAGUGAAUCUAGACAACCAGUCCGAGCCUCACCGCCCACGGUGGAAGAAGAAGGUGGCUGUAGCCUUGGGAAUAGGAGUUGUCGGUGGAGUGGCUGGUGGUGUAUUGAUGGCCAUUGCUCUGGGCUUUGGGCUGAGGGUGGUCUAUAGAAGUGCUGGCCUUGAGUCCUUAAAAGCCCUGAAGGACUGGCUGCCCAGGACCCUGGACUGGCUGUUUAGGAAGCCAAGCUAG
Messenger RNA from Puma concolor (puma), 846 nucleotides. RefSeq names its product transmembrane protein 81 (gene TMEM81). Lineage: Eukaryota; Metazoa; Chordata; Mammalia; Carnivora; Felidae. The record is from RefSeq and is a predicted model, not a curated record.